AUGCCUUCUCCACCUUCCGCGAAUGUCGCUCACAAUGGCAGUGAUGGCUCUGGUAAACCGACCACAGCUACUAGCAACGGUGAUUCUCAGGGCUCCAAGGUCUAUCAGGACGAGAGCAUCAACCGAUUCCUAGCCGAUGGAACUCAACGAGGUCCGGUUGGCUUUGGCCCUGACCAAACACAAAGCGAGGCUGAGACUGCGGGAGAAGUUCGCAUGUUCGAAAAUCUGCGGGCUUUUGAUGUACAGUUUGGCUGCGACAAAUCUUUGAAAGCAAAACCCGAGCAAAAAUGA
Molecule: messenger RNA, 291 nt
Organism: Trichoderma gamsii
Lineage: Eukaryota; Fungi; Ascomycota; Sordariomycetes; Hypocreales; Hypocreaceae
Exons: 2
Coding region: 1-291 (96 amino acids)
Source: RefSeq, a predicted model, not a curated record